Molecule: messenger RNA, 1668 nt
Organism: Tuber melanosporum (Perigord truffle)
Lineage: Eukaryota; Fungi; Ascomycota; Pezizomycetes; Pezizales; Tuberaceae
Exons: 9
Coding region: 129-1373 (414 amino acids)
Biological process (GO): protein deneddylation
Cellular component (GO): COP9 signalosome
Source: RefSeq, a predicted model, not a curated record
CAGUAGUCUACCCCAUCCCGUUGCCUACCAAUACACUCGCCCAGCCUCACAACAGUCCCUACCAUAUUCCUUCAUCAACCACAUACCAACUUGCACCCGUCCCGGUUUGAUUCAGUACAACACCAACCAUGUCCGACGAUGAUUUCAUGAUCGAAUCCGACCAAGAGGGUUACGAUUUCGAGUACGAGGAUGAAGGGGAGGAGGAAUCCGGAGACGUCGAUGUGGAAAACAAAUAUUACAAUGCUAAGCAGAUGAAACCGAGUGACCCUCGGGGUGCGAUAGACGAGUUUCUGGGAGUUGUUGGGCUGGAGAAAGAGAAGGGUGAUUGGGGAUUCAAGGGCUUGAAACAAGCUAUCAAGCUUGAGUUCAAACUCAAGAAGCAUGAUCGGGCUGUCGAGCACUUUGAAGAGCUUCUCACCUAUAUCCGCUCCGCCGUCACACGCAAUUAUUCUGAGAAGUCUCUCAAUAAUAUGCUGGAUUAUAUCUCUUCGUCUAAUGACGAGGAUGAUAUGCCUUACAUGGAGAGAUUCUACGACAUGACGCUUGCGGCUUUCCAGGGGACUAACAACGAGCGCCUAUGCGAAGCUAUACAAAUGUAUUCGGAGACCGGGAAUAAUAAAAAAAUGAAGGAGCUGUAUAAUCAAUCUCUGCGUGUCCGCUCUGCUGUGCCCCAUCCAAGGAUCAUGGGAAUUAUUCGGGAAUGUGGUGGGAAGAUGCACAUGAAUGAAGAAAACUGGAAGGAAGCUCAAAGUGACUUUUUCGAGGCAUUUCGAAACUACGAUGAAGCUGGCUCGAUCCAGAGGAUACAGGUAUUGAAGUAUCUCGUCCUAGCCAGUAUGCUUAUGAAGUCGGAGAUCAAUCCUUUUGAAUCUCAAGAGACUAAACCAUAUAAGUCAGACCCUCGCAUACAAGCUAUGACGGACCUUGUAGAGGCUUACCAGCGCAACGAGAUCCACCGUUACGAGUCGAUAUUGGAGACUCACAAGGCUGAAAUAUUAUCGGAUCCCUUUAUCCGCGAACAUAUCGACGAGGUUACUCGCAACAUCCGUACUGAAGCUCUCUUGAAGCUUAUUGCCCCCUUUACCCGAUUCACCCUUGACUUCAUUGCCAGGCAGCUUAAGAUACAUGUCGCAGAGGUCCAAGAGAUCUUGGGAUUUCUUAUCCUUGAUAAGAAGAUACGCGGAAAAAUUAACCAGCAGAAGGGCACGAUUGAAGUUGAGGUUAAUGUCGAUGCCGAACGAAUGAAGGCAAUGAAGGAUUGGUCCGCUGCCCUAGGAGCUCUUUCCUAUUCCCUCUUUAACGAUGGCGAUGGUUUCAAGAGUGAUGACGCAAGUUUAAUGGGUGGCAUGGACGUGGGACGCCGGCGCAUGUGAGGCCACGAUAGAACUGAUACGGAGUUUGAAUCAGGUUUGACAUGGAAUAAAAGAAAAAAAUCUUGUAGCCUCUUAAAUCUGCAGUUCUUAGUUAAUCUCCUGCUCUUGUUCGAGCCAAUCGACUUUGACGUUUCCCUUUUUCUUCGCGGAGCAACCCCCCCCCCCUCCAAUCUCUAGAAUAGGCUUUCAUGGAAAAUCACUCGCUUCUUGAACCUUCAUUUGAGGAAUCAGAGGUUCGCGGGUGAUAUUGUGGGAAAAAGAACAACACAAAACUCAACCAUGUCAUAAUAUGCCA